Messenger RNA from Cavia porcellus (domestic guinea pig), 2267 nucleotides. RefSeq names its product proline rich 30 (gene Prr30). The record is from RefSeq and is a predicted model, not a curated record. Lineage: Eukaryota; Metazoa; Chordata; Mammalia; Rodentia; Caviidae. The coding region runs from base 840 to 2132 and encodes 430 amino acids. The transcript is spliced from 3 exons.
AGCAGACAGAGGAAGUGGUGCCAGCUGUAAAUUAUCCGGACACGGAGCUGCCUAGGUACUGAAGGAGAAACUGAGGCAUUCGGCAGCUCUGCCUGCUUCUCGGUUUUGUCAAGGCCCAGCCUUCACAGGGUCCCUGAGGGAAGGCACUUGGUACCUCAAGGACAAGCUUCUAUGAUGUCAGCACCUGACCUCUGUGACUCAGGCACUCUCUGCCACGAAAAGGGGCUCUCAGCUCCCACUGGUGGCGGCAACACCGCCCCUUAGACAAAGCCUGGGUCUCUCACAGCUCCCACAGGCUUUUACCAGCUGGUCCCACUGCUGCUGUGGCUGCUGGAUGUGAUAAACCAUCUCAGCCAGCGCCUGGCUGACCCAGAGGACGUCAGCAUUAGGAUGGACAAGGGGCUCAGGGAACCGGUGAGAGAAAUCCAGGGUGCUUGAAGAAUCUCUGAGCCGAGAUUAGGAGGCCGAACACACAGAAGACUUCUGGCUGGCUUCUGGAGGACUAAGACAACACUCAGAAUCUGGGGUCAGGGUCCUCUCCUGGCUAGGUGUCUCAUGAAGUGAGGCCUGGAGGAAUCCUCAGAGCUGACUACACAGAGGCGAGAAGCCAGGCUCAGACAGAGGCUCCCACCUGAGCACUCUGAGGGCCUCAGGCUGCAAGACCAGCACCUCCUCGGCCUCCUGCUGACGACACCGGUAGCAGCACCAGCCUGAAGCCACAAGGCACCCAGAAGGCAGCCUGGAUGCUCAACCUCCCCCGGCCCUUGAUAUUGGGGUCCUGAGCCCGCUAGGUUUUUAAUCCCUCAUUUGGUCGCCCAAGGCCUUUUGGAUUUAAGGCAAUGUUGCCUCAAAACCAGGACCAGGUGCUGCUAGGGAACACUUUUCCUCCUGGCUGUCCGCCUUGCAGCCUCUCACAACCUUCGGACUCCCCUCACUCCAACCUCCAGCGCUGGUCUCUGCGUCGAUCCCCCCCUGACCCUCACCCAUCUGUGUCCACUUCCCCAGAAACCCGUCUGUCCUCCCCCUUUCCUCCACAGACCCACACUUCCAGUCCUCAGUUACACUCUUGCAGUCAUUUGGACUUACCUCCACACCCCUACUCCUCCUCUCUCCCAAGUCUCCCCACUUUUUCUCAUCAGAGCUACCCUUACCUCUCCAAUCCACAGUCCUCUUCCAACUGCUACUGGUUGUGCACCUCGCCUCCUUUUACCCACCCCUCCUCGGCUUCGCAGCAGUGGAACUCCCUUCCCGAAUCCCACUGCCAAAGUACUUCCCACCCCGAAGACCUCCUUAGCUCCCCGCUCACAUCCCGCAGUCCGGCCCUUCCUUCUCCAGGGAUCUACUCUAACAGGCAGGCACAGCACUGGAGCCGGGGAACCAGGUCCCCUGGGGUGGUGAUGGGAUGCACUGCAGGUGACAGGAACCCUGCAGAGUUCAGGAACCCAGGGUCCCUGGCCCAGACCCUGGUGGCCCGGCUGGGGCUUCGACGCAUUGCACACGACCUACGGCUCCUGCUUUUGCAGCAUUUGUGGUUUGGCAGAAACAGCCAGGCCCCAGUUGUGGAGUAUCCCAUAUGCCUCUUGUGCCUUCAUCUCCGAAGUCCUUCUUGUCCUAUCUCCAAGUACAGUACUGGACCUCAGCUGCUUGCCUUUCCUCAACUACUACCCUGUGCUCGAGGCAAGGAAUUUGGGCCACGCCGAAUGGGCAUUGGCUUUGGCCUCCGCCUGUCCUUGGGUGAGGCCAGGGCCUUGAAUCUGUUGCCAAAAAGAAGGCAGAAGGGAGCAAGGCCUCGGGGCAAGGCCGCUCAAUCCCCUUGGUGUGAAACACCUGCAGCACAGGCCCAAGGGGCUUGGGGCCAGGCUGAUCCAGCCCCAGGCACAUCCUCCUACACUCAGAGCCUCAGGUCUGCACAUCUUCAAACACCAGACUCCACUCAAAGGUCAGGGCUUUCGCAUCAGGCCUCAAAUCAAGCCUCCCCAAAGCCCAGCCCUUCUCCAGACUGUGGACCACAGUCUUUUCCCCAAAAGUUCUCAUCCCAGUUCCAGAGCUACGGAGGAUCCCUGGAACUCCUUGCCCAAACCCCAGACUCUACACCAAGCUCUGACUCUCAGGGAGCCCCUGAGAUUAUCUGAAGAGCUGGCCGGCCAGAGGUCAGAUAUGUUCUCUCCUGAACCCUGGAAACCCCCUGUGGAGUCUUUUCCUAGCUGAAGCAGACUUGAGGCAAACUAAGGCCCCAUUUAGUCUUCAGUGUAUCCAAUAAAGCUUAA